Colletotrichum abscissum is the source of this 516-nucleotide messenger RNA. Its product is annotated as sym-1. Lineage: Eukaryota; Fungi; Ascomycota; Sordariomycetes; Glomerellales; Glomerellaceae. The transcript is spliced from 3 exons. Gene Ontology annotation, cellular component: membrane; cytoplasm; mitochondrion. The record is from RefSeq and is a predicted model, not a curated record. Bases 1 to 516 code for a protein of 171 amino acids.
AUGCUCGGCUGGUAUCAGGCAAGACUCGCGGCUCGCCCGCUGCUCACUCAGAGCAUCACCACCGCCAUCCUCUUCGCGACCGGUGACAUCACUGCCCAGCAGCUCGUCGAUAAGCGCGGCCUCGAGAAGCACGAAUGGGCCCGCACAGGCCGCAUGGCCCUCUACGGCGGUGUCAUCUUUGGCCCCGUCGCCACAACCUGGUUCAAGUUCCUGCAGAACAACAUCGUCCUGAAGAACAAGAACGCCGAGAUGCUCGCCCGUGUCGCCGUUGACCAGGGUGUCUUUGCCCCCGUUAUGAUCAGCGUCUUCCUGUCCUCCAUGGCCACGCUCGAGGGCGGCUCUAUCAAGGAGAAGCUUGACAAGAACUACAAGACUGCGCUCACGUCCAACUACAUGCUCUGGCCGUUCGUCCAGGUAGUGAACUUCAAGUUCGUGCCGCUUCACCACCGUGUGCUCUUUGUCAACGUCAUCAGCAUUGGCUGGAACUCGUACCUCAGUUUCUUGAACAGCCAAUAG